Gekko japonicus is the source of this 2689-nucleotide messenger RNA. RefSeq names its product deltex 3 like, E3 ubiquitin ligase (gene DTX3L). The coding region runs from base 1 to 2181 and encodes 726 amino acids. The record is from RefSeq and is a predicted model, not a curated record. The transcript is spliced from 5 exons. Gene Ontology annotation, biological process: protein ubiquitination; Notch signaling pathway. NCBI's taxonomy places the organism in Eukaryota, Metazoa, Chordata, Lepidosauria, Squamata, Gekkonidae.
AUGGCAGCAGCUAAGCCUAGUGCUGAUAUUAAGCGUCUCAUCAGUACAAGUAUCACACUGAAAUCCAUAGACAGAAAAAGAGUUUCAGUUGAGUCAGAAAAUGAAUACCUCUCCAUCGAUCACACAAAGAGACGAGUGCAGGCAUCUGAAUACCAUUCUGUAGCCUCUCUGAACGUCCGCAUCCUGCAAGAUUCUGAGGUGACGCAUUCUGCAGAAAAAUCAUUUUCACAGACCUUGACAAGCCAGGCUACCAGGCCGCCACUGUCUGUUUCAAGCGCUCAGCGAUCUCAAAAUAGUUUUGAAAAGAUGCAGUCAAGUGAAAAAUAUACUGAUAAUUCACUAGCAAGUUUUACCAAAAAGAUAUUUCUCGGUGUAUCUGCCACUCUGAAUACUGAUUUGUUCACAAGAGAGGAAAGGGAUAAAGUGGUGAAUCUGUGUCCCACCUUGAAAAUAGAAAAGUCCUCAAUGGAGCUAGGUGUAGAAAAAGUGACAGGAGAUUAUGGUGCUAUCGAAGAGUUGCACCGUCAUUUCAGGAAGCUCCUUGCAAAGCCAUAUGACGGCGGUGAAUCCACAAACCCUCAGAAGCAGAAUGGUUUGGAAAGAAUGGCUACGAGUGAGCAGGAAGAAGGGAGCGAGAAUGAUGCUGAAGAAUCCUUCAACAUGGUAGUUCCUUCGGCGGUCUUUGAAUACUUCAGCCAUGUCUGCAAGGGAGAAGCUGAAGACUUGGAGCAAAGGUUUAACAUAAAGCUAACUAGUGUAGAAGACGGCAGCGGGAUGACGUCUGUACGAUUUGCUUCUGCCGGGAGCUCUAGCUGCAUUGAGAAAGCUCAGCAGACUUUUGUUACAGCUUUUCAGAGAGUAGCAGGAGACCUGAAACAGGAAAUCAUUCCUCUUGCCGACAUCCACCAGGUCACGAGAACAUCAGAAAUGUUAAACACCAAUUUUAAAAGCAUCCUUGUUAAACCUCAGGGAAACACAUUGAUUCUUCGUGGCCCUGCUAGGGAUCUUUCAGCUGCUAAGGAUUUUAUGAAAGCAAUGGAGGCAGAAAGCUUACCUAAGAAGCCUGAAUCUAAUUUUCUGAAAACUGGUAUUGUUGAUACAGAUGUGUUUGAAUUCUUGGAACCAAAGUUAGCUACGGAUAUCCAGCUUAUAAAGCAAAUGUAUGGAACACCAAUGGAGAAAAAGAAAUGCCUCAGGAGUCAAAAAACACACAUCAUUUUCAAGCCUGAGACAAAGAAGAAAAGCCCAGAUCCGUCAAAGGCUUAUGAGAUGUUCUUCAGAGCUUACCAGAAGGCUUUCGAAGCACAUACCGCAAUAAAUAUCCCCUUGAAACAUUCACUGGAUCAGGGGAGGAACAUAAACAAGUUCUUCGACCAUUUGCAAAGAGAAAAUCCCAAAGUUCUUCUGAAAAAAACAGAAGAUAAAUUGACUAUAUUUGGCCUUCCAGAGCACGUGCAUUCUACUGAAAAGCAUAUUCUACAGUUUUUGAACACUGACCUCCCUGCUCCUCAUUCAGGCAAAGCUGGAAUGAGUUCAGGAGCAUCCCUUGAAUACAACAGUGGCCGUAAAGGGUACUCGUCUCCUUCUGGAGAUCUGUCCUAUGCAAAGGCAGUAAAGGCUGAACCAGAAGAGGAGAAGUGCUCCAUCUGCAUGGAUAAAAUUGACCAGAAAGAAGUGCUGCCCAAAUGCAAGCAUGCAUUUUGUAGGGGAUGCAUUCAAACGGCAAUGAAAUAUAAGCCAGUCUGCCCUGUGUGUAACAUGUCCUAUGGGAAGAUAGAAGGAAAUCAGCCACCAGGGAAGAUGGAUAUCAGUAAAACACGCAUGCCUCUUCCUGGAUAUGAGGGGUCUGGUACUAUCACCAUUACAUAUUACAUACCUGAUGGCAUUCAAAAGGAAAACCAUCCAAACCCAGGAAGAAGAUUUAGUGGAGCAACACGGACAGCAUAUUUACCUGACAACAAAGAAGGAAGAGAGAUUCUGCAACUGCUUCGACGGGCUUUUGAUCAGAAAUUGAUUUUCACAGUGGGCCAGUCGCGUACAACUGGAAUGAGUGAUGUUGUUACCUGGAAUGACAUUCAUCACAAAACUAGCAUAUUUGGAGGGGCAAAUGGGUUUGGCUAUCCUGAUCCUAAUUAUCUGAAGCGUGUACGAGAAGAAUUGAAGGCAAAAGGAAUUGAAUGAGUGUUUUUUCCAUCACCGUCCAGAAUGUGUUUCUGUUAAAAUAUAUACCAUUUAUUUCAGCGCAUUGCUAAGAUGUUAAGAGGGAAAGUUAAAAUGGUCUUUAGAAAGUGUUGCCACUUAAUCUACUGCAGGAUUGUGAACUGCAAAAUAUCUCUUGCCAUAGCAAUAAGAUGUAUGGGGUUUUAAAUAGAACUGAGAUCUGAACACAUUACAGAAUCCAAGUCUAUUAGCAUAAUUUAACUUCCAGAUUACUGCUUUAAGUAGAUACAUGCUAUCUAGUAUAUAUGUACAUGAUCAGGUUAUAAAAGUCAUAUUAAGGAAGUAGUAUUACAGCUUGCAGAAUUGUGAACUGGAGUAAAGAUUCCCCAUUUCAUUUUGUGGGAAUGGGCUCUCUGUUCUGUGUUUGUUAUACUGCAAAACUAAAUGGAAACCAUGUUAUCAAAAUAUGACUCCGGUGUCUGUUUCAUGAGGACAUGGAUCAUAGUCUGCUACUCAUUGUGGGAUCUGA